AUGUUGGCAGAAGGCAUCCUAACUGGAAUCAUAUACAAAGAAAGAAAACAGAACAUAGAUAAACCCCACAAAUGUCACAGAAAAGAUGAAAGGGAAACCUGGAAAGAUCACCUUAUAGAUACACCAGCAAUUAAAGAUUUUGCUUCAGAAUCUGAGAAGCAGAAUGAGAUCAUUGCAAAAGGUAGCAAAAUUGAAAAUAAUAAAGAGCUUCAAUGGAAAUCUAAAGAAGAGCUACCUGCAAAAGAACAUAAUGCACACGUUAAAGGAACAAUAUCUGAAGCUUUACAUAUACCAGGAAGAGAACAAAUUCAUGAAAACCAGGUGGAUUUGUAUAGAUCCUGGUCAUGCCACAAUAUUUAUCAAAACUAUCCUGACUUACAUAUUGGAGGAGACCAUGUAGGAGGUUAUAUGCGGGAUUCAGGUUGCAUUAUGGACCACAUAAGUGAUGAACUUGUUGAUGGCCCGGUUUUAUUGUCAGGAGAUAUUCUAUUGGGUCAUUCCCCUCAAAAUGAGCCUCUUGAAAAAACAGCUACAAAGUCCUUGAAUGGUGAUGAAGGUGGAGAAAGGAGUAUGACACUCCACAAGCAGCCUCUUUCGAAUUCUGUGCUGAAUAACUACAUGGAUACAAAGGUGGAAGAGCUCUAUAAACAGUUUUUUGACGAGAACCUGACCAGGUGUGGUUCUGUAACAAACCUCCUGACUUCCAGUUUGAUCAUGAAUAACCUAAAACAGAUAAACCUUCAGAUCUCCCAAGAACAGACUAUAGAAACAUGUAAAGCUAGAGAAGUGCUUUUACAUUCUCUAGCUUUGUUUAGUUUCCGCAAUGCUGCCAGUGGAAACAGCUCUGAAUUUAGCACUCCAAAUUUACAGUUCUCAAACUCACUAAGCAAGAGAAAGAGCUCCCAGGUACAGUUUACAUCAUGAUUGAACUGUUUGGUUACAGCA
Molecule: messenger RNA, 945 nt
Organism: Terrapene triunguis (Three-toed box turtle)
Lineage: Eukaryota; Metazoa; Chordata; Testudines; Emydidae
Exons: 1
Coding region: 1-924 (307 amino acids)
Biological process (GO): regulation of toll-like receptor signaling pathway
Source: RefSeq, a predicted model, not a curated record